Molecule: messenger RNA, 1151 nt
Organism: Saccoglossus kowalevskii
Lineage: Eukaryota; Metazoa; Hemichordata; Enteropneusta; Harrimaniidae
Source: RefSeq, a predicted model, not a curated record
AUGUUAUUUGUGUUAGCUUUAGAACCUUUAUUGCUAGCAAUAAAAAAAAGCCAUGAUAUAUCCGGAAUUAAAAUACGGGAAACCGAAAUUAGAGCUGCAGCAUUUGCUGAUGAUAUGACGUGUUUUGUAUCAAAUGUGGAAUCCGCUGGCGCACUGUUUGCCUUGCUUAAUAUAUUUAGAUCUUGUUCAGGGCUGAAAAUAAAUAAAGAAAAAUCAGAGGGAGCUUGGUUAGGAAAAUGGAGAAAUAAAAAGGAAAGCAUGUUCGGGGUGAAGUGGCCCACGUCUCCCAUCAAAAUAGUGGGAAUUCAUUUUUCGUAUGAUAAAAGGGAUAAUUAUGCAAGAGAUGUCAAUAAGGCAGUGAGUAACAUGAAAAUGAUCUUCAAUUCUUGGAAACGAAGAAAACUGUCCUUAUUUGGAAAAGUUCUGAUUAUAAAAACAUUUGGAAUAUCACAAUUCUCGUAUAUUCUAAAUUCAAUUACCCUGAAAAAACAGACUAUUCAGGAAGUGCAUAAAAUUAUGUAUGAAUUCCUGUGGGAAGGCAAAGACAAAAUAGCUAGAAGUACAAUGAUGGGAGGCGUGGGCCAGGGAGGUCUGGCUAUGCCGAACCUGUAUAUCAUGAAAAAACAACAAAGGAUCCUUUGGAUCAAACAUUACUUAGAUCCGGACUUUAACCAUCCCUGGAAACUCUUUCUAGACAAGCAGCUUGAACCAGUGGGAGGGGAAAUGAUCUUCAGGUGCAAUUAUAAUACUAAGGUUUUGCCGGUGAAACUGAGUGAAUUUGUCACAGAGACCUUAGAUAUAUGGGCACAAGAAAUUAAAGUUUAUAAACAGGGUAAAGAUCAAAUCAUAUGGAAUAAUGAAAAAAUACUGAUUGGGGGAAAAUCGGUAUAUAUGGAGGACUUCGUCCGAAAUGGAAUAAUGAAAGUAUCUGAUCUUUUUGACGCAAAUGGUUUGAUACCGUGGCAGUCAAUAGCACAGGAGGAAUUUACCCUAAUACAUAAAUUAAGAUGGCUAGGUUUAGCAUCAGCUAUUCCUGGGGAUCUAAAGUAUGGAGAAGCAGAUCUGGAAUCUACUUAUUUCAAAAUUACAGGAAUUCCUAUGGAUCUGGAAACCUUAACUAAGAAAGCUAUCAAAAAUGAGUUAUGUGAAAG